UAGGAAUCCUGUACAAUACAAUUUGGCAUUCUCACACGAAAAUCAUGGAAAUGCAUUUAGUUGUAUUUUCUGUUUUCUUAGCUGCAAUACUAGUUAACAGUGUUAAUGGCCAGUGUACUAGUGAUGCUGAUUGUCUCUUUGCACAAGAAGGGACCCAAUGUACUAAUCCAGGACCAACGGGAACAUGUGGAUGUAACCCUGCAACAAACAGCCAAUGUACAGAUAACUCAGCUGGAAAUACAUGCAAUAUCAAUGCUUGCAAGUGUGGCACAUGUUUGACUAAUAACAGGGGUGAUGUAUGUUUGGAACCCCAGGAAAGGUGUGGUUGUAACACUAUUCUCGAAUGCAUUAACAGUGGAUUUGGUGUUGUCUGUUUAGGUGGCACCAAUGAAUGUGGUUGUAAUACUGGUGCAGACUGUACUGGCAAAAAUGGUCCUGUGUGUGACAAUUCCCAGUGUAAAUGCCUGUCUAACGCAGACUGUACUGCACAUCCUUUUGGGGAUACAUGCAAAGAUGGAAAAUGCGGUUGUGACUCGUCAGCAAAUUGCGCAGGAGGGGAGGACUGCAAGAAUGGAAUUUGUGAGAUCUGUGUGAAUGAUGAUGGUUGUACCACUGGUGGCAAUGUCAUAUUGAUAGAUGAGAAGGGGCCAGUGUGUAUUUCGAGCAAAUGCGGAUGUACACUGAACUCUCAAUGUGACUACCCAGAUAGCCUGGGUGCACAGUGCUUGUCUGGCAAAUGUGGUUGUGCGACUAAUGCAGAUUGCACCAAUAAUGACAAUGGGGCCACCUGUAUAAGUGGAGCGUGUGGUUGCAAUGUUGACGCAGAUUGUGGUGUAUCCUUCAAUGGCCUCACUUGUGUCAAUAACAAAUGUGGUUGUAACAGAGACAAAAAUCGUGCUGAAUGUAAUCUUGUCAAGGGAGGUUACAAAUGUAUGAAUAGUCGAUGCGGUUGUGAGAGGAAUAAGCACUGUGAGGAUAUAACUGAUCCUCUGCCAUAUUGUCAUCUAGGGGAAUGUGUGGAAUGUUUAAACGAUCAUACAUGUCGUCAGAAUGCGAAUGGACCAGUUUGCAGCACAACUACAUUUACUUGUGGAUGUUCUACAAAUGCUGAUUGUGAGGGAGCAAAGGGUCGCGGCUCAAAUGGACCAGUAUGUACUGCUGGGAAAUGUGUAUGCAACACCAAUAGUGACUGCAGUAAUACAAAUCAGUUUCCCAAUUACAGAGGUGCUGUAUGCAGUGGAGGUGCAUGUGGCUGUACUACUGACAGUGACUGUGACAUCCAGAGAUAUGGUUUCAAAUGUGUCAACUCAGUAUGUGGUUGUACUACAUCAGGUGAUUGCUCAAGUGGUUCUAAUUCUGCAGCCAGGGGAUCUUUCUGUGCCAUUGAUAAAUGUGGAUGCUUCAUAAACCUCUUUAAUCAGUUACCAGAUAGUUUUUUCUGCAAUGAUGGCAAUACUGGAGAUGGCAGAGUUUGUAACAGUGACUUAGUUUGUGGCUGUGUAGCGAAUACUGACUGUACAACAAACGCGAUAACUGGUAUUCCAGAGACAUGCAGAUCAAGCAUGUGUGUUGUCGGGGACCCCCAUGUCAGAUGUGGAAUGGAAGGCACUGAUUCAUUGCUCUGUAUCGAGGCAUUUGGGACUCCUGGAAAAACCUAUGAAUUCUUCACUGACAAUGACACUGGCACUGUUGUAACUGCCAAAUUUAUGACUAAGGAUGAGGCGAUGAAGUUAGACAAAGAGACUAAAGGUGUAAAUGGUGAGGAAUUGGUGAAAUUCCUAGAUCAAGUCACUGUAAGUCACAGGGGAAAAGACAACUUUAAAGAAUUGGUGGCAAAUCUUAAUCAUGUAGUUAUACAUGGUCACCCAUUGGAAUGGCCUGAAAAUUUGGAGGACAAUCUUAGGUUUUAUCUGGAUACAGAACCAUUGGUUAGAGUGAGGAUUAAUGGCUAUGGAGUAGCUGAAGUUAAGGUUGGGAAGAUCCUAACGGUCUUCAUCAAGAAAACAAAGAAACACCAUCUUGAUGUGAAAAUAUCAGAUAUUGGAGGUCGCCAAACAUCUGGAUUUCUAUCCUACAUGUGCUCUGGAAAAUUUAAUGAGACAGUGAGCUCGGGACAACAUCAUGGUCUCUAUUCAGUUCCUUCCACUGAUAAGAAUGGCAUGGUAUCUCUCAAUGAUGGCCAACAUUUCAAGGUUAAAAAGUCUGGUGAAAUUGAUGAAGCUUCAGGGAAAGACUGCUUCAAACCAGACAUGACAGACAGGGAGUUCUUUGAGAAGUCCCUUGCAAAAUUUGUGGUUAAAUAACUUAAAAUACUUCAGACUUCAGACUCACUAUUUUGUGUGGAUUUUCAUUACAAUGGACUGAUUUGGUUUAAUCCAUGUUACAUGUACACUCAUUGUGGCCUAAAAUAAAGAAUUUGCUAACUUUUAA
Molecule: messenger RNA, 2430 nt
Organism: Owenia fusiformis
Lineage: Eukaryota; Metazoa; Annelida; Polychaeta; Sabellida; Oweniidae
Source: the annotation of a GenBank genome assembly